This is a messenger RNA of Onychostoma macrolepis, 2122 nucleotides long. It is a transcript of the gene minpp1a, whose product is annotated as multiple inositol-polyphosphate phosphatase 1a. Lineage: Eukaryota; Metazoa; Chordata; Actinopteri; Cypriniformes; Cyprinidae. The transcript has 5 exons. Bases 140 to 1516 code for a protein of 458 amino acids. The record is from RefSeq and is a predicted model, not a curated record. Gene Ontology annotation, molecular function: inositol phosphate phosphatase activity; acid phosphatase activity.
CUAUUUGGCCAACAUUCCCAGUGUUGUCGGUGUAAACAUUAGCGAUCAUCAGCCUGCGAGUAAGGUCUCAUCGAAAUGAGUCACUUUUCAGUUGCGCAAAAGGAGAAGCGACGCCGAGCAACCAACCCAAAACACAAACAUGGCCAAACAAGUGGUAACAACGAUAUGUUUUGUUCUUUUUCAUUGCAUUAUAAGUUACUGGGCGUUUAUGUCCUCUUGUAGCAUCCAUUCAUCCACAAAAAUCAUCAUACCAACGAUCGCCAGGUAUUUUGGCACCAAAGGUCGCUAUGAAGAGGUCAACACGUACUUAAUGGACGAUAUUUUGGCCACAAACAACUCCCUCGUGACGCUGCCGCCUUCGAAAUGCAGCGAAAUUCAUUUGACAGCUAUAAUCCGGCACGGAACGAGGUACCCGACCAUUAAAAACAUUCAGAAGAUGCGCGAAUUUUAUGAUCUCGUCGUGGGUGAUGCGACCGGUAACUUGAACUGUUUGUCAGAGAUAAAGUCGCAGUGGAAGAUGUGGUACACGGAUGAUAUGGACGGGCGACUGGUGGACAAGGGCCGUAAGGAUCACAGGCACCUGGCGCAGAGACUCAUCAAAUGGUUCCCUUCUUUGCUGACCGAGGAAAACGUGCGUCACGGACGCGUGAAACUGAUCACCAGCUCCAAGCACAGGUGUGUGAACAGCACCAUCGCUUUCAGAGAGGGACUAAUGAAAGCACUCAGCAUAGAAGCUGAGUUGGAACUUGCUGUGAACGACGCUUUGAUGCGUUUCUUUGACCAGUGCGAACGGUUUGUGAAAGAAGUGGAGAACAACAAGAGCGCCUUGGAGGAAGUGAAACACUUCAAUGAAGGCCCUGAGAUGAAAAGAGUAAUGGAGAAAAUGGCUGACAGGCUGCAGGUCCCUUACGCCAGCAUCACUGAUGAUUCAGUGGAAGCAGGUUUCUUCCUGUGUGCAUACGAGUUUGCUAUCCAGGAGCUGAACUCACCCUGGUGCCAGUUGUUUGACGAGGUGGAUGCACAGGUAAUGGAGUAUGCUGGUGACCUGAAGCAGUACUGGAAGCGGAGCCACGGGCAUGAUAUCAACAGCAAGUCAAGCUGCAUUCUCUUCCAUGAUCUUUUCUAUCGUCUUGACCGAGUUGUAUCCCAGAUCAACUCGGAUGGCAUUGUGUCGGAGGCUGUGACAGUGCAGGUCGGCCAUGCUGAGACACUGUUACCCCUCCUCACCCUGCUGGAUCUGUUCAAGGAUGACAUCCCUCUCAGCUCAACUAACUUUGCAACCCAGCACAACAGAAUAUUUCGAAGUGGGAAGAUUGUGCCGUACGCUGCCAACCUGCUGGUAGUGCUGUAUAAAUGCCCGGAGGGGAUUAGAAUGGGUGUGCGACUCAAUGAGAAAUCUUUGACCUUGCCUGGACUCACCGACCCUGUCCCAAUGUAUGAGGAUGUGAAGAAACGCUACCGUGCUCUGCUAGAGGGUUGCGACCAAGAGACUGUGUGUACAAUUAACAAAUCAUGAACAUAAAAGUGCAACACAUCACAAAGGCCAGCAGACUGACAUUUUCAUAGAAGCAACAACCAGCAAAAAGAAAACAAUGGUUUUUUGUUUGUUUUUUUUUAAGUAGGUUAUACAACAUUUCACUGUUGAUAAGACAGUAAAUGAAAGAAAAAGAUUUUAUAUAUUCAUUUUAUGUAAAUGUAUCCAAAUUUAAACCCACAGUAUUACUUGAAUGUUAUGGACCAUUAAGAGCUAAAAUUCCAAAAAUUCCAGCUCUGACCAACCAUCAAAUCAAAUAACCACAUUUGACAUUUCACAUGCAAAAUACUUAGUGUCAUUUAGAAAAGGUCUUUAUUUUAAUUUUAUUUUUUUUAUUAUAAAAAAAAUUGCUGCUGUAUUUUUAAGCAAUGAACCAGCAAUUGUACUUUGUUUACGUGAUUGAAUUGUAUAUUGCUGGUUUUGGUUGAGAGUACUGAGGCCUCUGUUGCUUGCUUAUACAGUAUUUCUGUUAAUGUUUUAGUCACAUGUAUAUCUUCUAUUCAGACCAAAGAUUAUUUUAUAUACCCAAUAUAUAAUAUAAUAUAAUAUCUAAUUUUAUUUUAUUCGAAGACCACACAUUUAUUAUAU